CUGACCCAACAUUUCCAUUUCCAUUUGCUUCUUCUCAUUCAUUCAUAUUGGUGACAAAUCAAUUACCAACCCCCCAAAAAAGUGAUAAAUCGAUUGUUUUUUCUAAAGGAAGGAAAAAAAAAACAUGAAAGAGAGAAUGGAAAGGCUUGUUCUUCCUUUCACAACUGGUUGUUCUUCUCAGGCAAGUGUUGCAGUUGGCAAAAGUCCUCCAAGGAAACAAAAACCAGAACCGAACUGUCAAAAUCUAAUAAUUGUAGGAGAAGAGUGUUCAUCAAAGGGAAGAACAAAGAAUUCAUUUGGUCGGUUGGCUCUUUCAAAGCCCAACAUAUCGAAUGGGAUACAUAGAUUGAUUCGAAUUACUGUAAGAAGCUUCUCUCAGUUAUUUGUUUACAAAGACAUAGAGGAAGUGACAACCGAGAUGGAAAUUGGGUAUCCGACAGAUGUGAAACAUGUUACACACAUAGGAUUGGAUGGCACCACCACAACCAACAACAACCCUUUUAAGGGUUGGCAAGAUUUCAGUUCACUUGACCAUAACUUCAUUGCUUUCCCUUCUAUUUCUUUGAGGCAAUUCGAGAUGGCCAUGGCUGCCCAAUCUCAACCUGGACCACUCAUUGUUUGAAUGUAUGUUUUUUUUUAUCAUAAUCUUUUUAUUAUUUGUAUCGGAUUGGAUCAUGCCAAUCAUUGAGAUACAUUUGUGUUUGUGAAACUUUUGUGUGUAUGCACCAAUAUUUGAUA
Molecule: messenger RNA, 738 nt
Organism: Gossypium arboreum
Lineage: Eukaryota; Viridiplantae; Streptophyta; Magnoliopsida; Malvales; Malvaceae
Product: CRIB domain-containing protein RIC4-like
Exons: 3
Coding region: 125-622 (165 amino acids)
Source: RefSeq, a predicted model, not a curated record